AUGAUGGCCAGCUACGUCAGAGCCUCGAGAGAUGUCGCAAGCAAUCCUGCCAACAAGGCCAGCAUGACCGACAUCCCCGACUGUGUUGACAUUGCCUUUGUCUUUCCCGGCGGAUACGAAACAGACAACUUUUGGAAAGUCCUCAACGAAACCUACGUGCCAAUGCUCCAGGCCCGCGGCACCAGGGUGGUUAAAACAAUUGGCAUCAAUACCCUCUUGAACCCCGCCUACCCCAACACAGCCCAGGGCCAUGAGGAUCUUGCAGAGUCCAUCGUCGAUAGUCAAGUCGACGAAUAUGACUUGGAUGGUCUUGACAUCGACGUUGAACAAGACCUCAGCUCCGCCCAGGUGCAAAAGGCAGCUGGUGUUUUUGCGGCUCUCUCGAAACGCCUCGGCCCCAAGUCGGGAUCCGGCAAACUCCUCAUUUACGACACGAAACAGGCUGGCAACACUGCUCUUUUCCGAUCAGUCUAUCCCUAUGUUGAUUACGUUCUCGUGCAAUCCUAUGGACGUAGCGUCAACAGUCUUGCAGGAACCUGGAAUACUUACAAGCCAUACAUUGCAAGCAGCAAGUACAUGGUGGGCUUUUCAUUUUACGAAGAAAACGGCAACCGAUGGAACGACGUCUCGUCCUCGGUGAAGAAUAGCCGUGCGUACCAGUUCUCUAUGUGGCAACCAGCUGGAGCCAAGAAGGCUGGUGUCUUCUAUGCUAUCGAUCGUGAUGGCGUUCCCCAUGGUUCUAAUGCCCUGGUGCCUACCAACUACUCUUGGACGAGACAACUUAUUGCGGCUAUGAACCCCUAG
[Torrubiella] hemipterigena is the source of this 804-nucleotide messenger RNA. The record is from the annotation of a GenBank genome assembly. Lineage: Eukaryota; Fungi; Ascomycota; Sordariomycetes; Hypocreales; Clavicipitaceae.